Messenger RNA from Pseudo-nitzschia multistriata, 1821 nucleotides. The record is from the annotation of a GenBank genome assembly. Lineage: Eukaryota; Bacillariophyta; Bacillariophyceae; Bacillariales; Bacillariaceae.
AGAUAAUAACGAUGCACCACAGACUGGUGAGUAAAAUCAUAAUGAACGCUAUCGUGUAUAGUCUUGGUUUGCCCUAACAAGCUGUUCUCAUUCGCUUUCCCCCUAUGCAUAUUCGCAGGUACCCUUUCAAAUUGUGUUUGCAUCCUUAGAUCCGAGCGAUAAUUUAUGUUCGUCGUAGAUCUCUUUUCAAAGCGAACAGACGGUUUAAAGAUUCCGCGGAAGGUGACAUUCGCUGAUUCAAUACAAACUGUUUGCUAUAUUCUAGUAUUUCGAUAGGGUCAUGCUAUACUCAGGGAAAUGAAUUGCUUUGAAGCCUUGUUGAUCACAUCUCUGGAAUUUGCUUUUCGACAUAUGAACACACCAGAUUCAGCUGCUCCGACAGGGGAUACAGCUGAGUCUCAUGCGCACUGUAGCAUCCGUCUCCCUCCCCUGGUGAAAGCCACCGUGGAAGAACUCGAGCUACAGCGUCAGCAACAACUAGAACAAGAAUUGUCUUCACCAUCAAAUUCCUUCCCCUACGAAUUGUACGAUCUCCUCCAACACGUGGAUAGAAAUGGUCUCGGAAUUUUUAUCUCGUGGACGAUUGAUGGGAAAUCGUUUCGGAUCCACGACCAUGCAUCGUUCGAAAAAACCAUAUUGCCGAUAUACUUCAAAGGAAUGUCUUCCUAUCGAUCCUUUCGUAGGCAACUUAACAAUUAUGGCAUUUACCAAGAUCGUGUGUCGCGGACCUACAGUCACAAGUUUCUUGUGAGGGGGAAACGCAUGUUAUGCAGCAAGAUAGUUCGAGAUAUCAACCACAGAUACAGGCCGAAAGCGAACAUGUCCGGUACAGGAAAAUUACCACGAGAAAAACAGCCAUCCCAAAAUAUCUGCUCUUCCCACUCGCCGUCGAACAAUGCCAAUGACUGCAGCAGCAGUACCAAUAUCAAAAACAGUGACGAUGCUCUUUUUUCCGAGAAUCAAGUUACCGAUCAGACGAUACUCUCUCCGAAUCCCGUCGAUUUUGAAAGCAUCAACCGUAAUAGAAAGAAAAACAACAACUAUCCCAGCAACAGCGACUACGACAAUAAUACGCUUCAAUCGUUCCUAAGGGAUCAAUACUGGGCAAACCUGCCAGGGAAUCUACUCCCGAUAGAUGUGGUCAACGAGAUAAUUGUCACAUUUUCUUCACCUGAACAACAGAGACAACUCACUGCCAGUAGUCGGGCCGAACAGAAAUAGCACAACAGUUGCCGGGCGGAAACGUAGCCCCCUGCUCCUACGAAUGCAACGCUUACUUCGUUAAACGUGAACCUUUGCCCUGUUCUCAAGCCCAUUCUGAUGUAAUCAAACUUUCAAGUCGUUCUCUACAAAAGUUACGGGCCUCGACGAUAGGUACUAAUUGUUUAUAUCUACUUCUAUCGAUCAACUGGGGGUAGACAAAAAUGUUUUGAUCAAGGUACGGGAUAGAAUACCUGAGUGUCACCACAAGUAUGCAGAAGGAAUUUCUGCUAGUGUUGGCAACAUUUUUUGAUCGAAAACUUCUGUGUUUGUGUUUGGACAUGGAAUCUCGCUUGGGCAUCUUUCACAUACGGUAGGUAGUAAUAAUUUUUGUUUCUUCUCAUUCUUCUCAACCGUAUCCAUCGUAGCUUGUACUGUAGUAAUGCUAUUAUUAAAUACCGCGUCUCACACUCCGCCGGCCGAAAUGCAACAUACCGGUACGGUUCGCUGAUUUACCUACUUAUUGAAUCUUAGAAACAAAAAACUGUCGUUCUUUCUCAACAACUUUCCAUAAAGGGUUUGGGGUUGGAGGCCCGAUUGAAAUAAAGAGAAAACAACCAA